Molecule: messenger RNA, 1710 nt
Organism: Eupeodes corollae
Lineage: Eukaryota; Metazoa; Arthropoda; Insecta; Diptera; Syrphidae
Exons: 3
Coding region: 1-1710 (569 amino acids)
Molecular function (GO): nucleic acid binding
Source: RefSeq, a predicted model, not a curated record
AUGAAUUUGGAGGGUAAAUUUCGAAACGUUUUCAGCGAAGAAUUGGGUGCUCACAAAGGGUCAUCCGUUUCUUUGGAAAUAUUGCCAGGAUCAAAUCCAAUUUUCCUCAAGCAUCGUCAGUGUCCAAUCGCCUGGAAGCCAGCAGUUGAAACAGAAAUUGAAAAACUCGUUCAACAAAAAAUUUUGGAGCCUAUCAUGUUUUCCCGUUGGGCAAAACCCAUAGUACCUGUGCCUAAGUCUGACGGUUCGGUAAGAAUAUGCGGUGAUUACCGGAGCACUGUAAAUGCGGUGAUAAAAACCAAUGCUUACCCCCUACCAACUGUCUCAGAGGUCAUGGUGGCAAUCUCAGACGGCAAAGUAUUCACAAAGUUAUAUUUACAGCAGGCUUACCAGCAACCCGUUGUUGAUGACGCCUCUGCUGAGUUGUUGUCCCUUAAUACACACAAGGGAUUAUAUAACGUGCGUAGAUUACAUUUUGGUGUUUCGGCCGCUCCAGAUUUGUUUCAAAAAUUUAUGGAUAGUCUUUUGGUCGGUAUAAAGGGCGUAAAAGCAUAUCUCGAUGAUAUCAUCGUUUCGGGAAAAGACGAAUCUGGCCACAAAUGUAAUUUAGAAGCAGUUUUUGAAAAAUUAUCUAAAGCAAACGUGACAGUAAACAAAAAUAAGUGUUUAUUUGCUAAACGCGAAUUGGACUUUCUUGGUUUCCAUAUUAGUAGGGAUGGAAUUUCCCCUAACAAAGAGAAAGUGAGACCGAUUCAACAGGCACCUAUUCCUGAAAAUAAAGAGAUGUUGCAAUCCUUCCUGGGUUUACUUAAUUUUUAUAACUCAUUUUUACCUCAUAAAUCAUCUGUUGCCCAAAAAUUACAUCGAUUGUUUGAUAAAAAAAUGGAAAGGAACUCUCUACUCAUAAGGGCUGUAUCCCCCACAUAUCAAAAUCAAAUUUUGAAACUUCUUUAUGGUUAUCAUCCGGAAAUCAAUUUAAUGAAGGCCUAUUCCCGUAGCUAUGUGUGGUGGCUUAACCUUGAUAAGCAAAUAGAAUUAGAAGUCCAACGCUGUGACCAAUGUCAAACAAAUAAAGGAAAUCCACCAGCUGCACCACGAACAUUUAUUAAGCCCCCAGAAGAUCCAUGGAACACCUCACAUAUAGAUUUUGCUGGACCAUUCCAGGGACAUACAUUUUUGGUCAAAGUGGAACCUAUGUCAAAGUGGCUUGAAGUAAAAAUAGUACGCAAUAUGUCAUCGACUGAAGUGAAAAAUAAAUUGCGUGAGCAGUUUUAUACUUUAAAUGGUAUUAAGUACAAUUCAACGGCUCCAUACCACCAAUCCAGUAAUGUACAAGCAGAACGUAUGGUUCAAUACUUAAAGACUUCUCUCAAGACCAUAUCAGAGGGAGACAUGCAGACCAAACUGCAACGUGUUCUGUUUAAACAAAACACGACACCAAACACAACAACAGGAAAAACACCAGCUGAGCUGCUGAUGGGACGAAGGCUUCGAACUGCAUUAGAUGCCAUGCAUCCGGAUGAUGGAGAGAUAAAUCCGGUGAAUUCAGAUUCAUCUUUUGGUCAGCUAUACAGCAAUAUAGAAACAGAAAAAGCAACAGAAGUGCUAGAGAGAGUUAAGAGGGAUGAAGAUAUGGCUCAACACACCACCACCACCGAACCACCGCGCCAUCAUCCAUGCCAUCUCAAUGGACAGGACAUGGAGAGAUGA